UGUGUUGACAGGUGUUAUGGCAAUUAAUGAAUUAUUCAAAACGGGCGCGCAAGCUGCACCGAUUUUUCGAGUAGGACUCAUAAUUUAUCUUUGACUACCUACUUGAAACAAUACGAAUUGUCCACAAUUUUUGACGAGGGUUAAAUGCAGCUGGCCCGCCUACGGCCUUUUUUCCGAAAUUAUGCAAAUCUCGCGUUUGUUGAUGUUAUUGUGAAAACCACCCAGAUUUUUAAGCGCAAAGAGGACGGUAGCUUUAAUGAGGUAGGAUCCUGAAGGAUAUAGUGACGAGGGCGCACGCGUUCCGGUCUCCAAUCGUGUAUAGUCCUGUAAUGGUAAAGGCGUGCUUUCCUGCUACUUUAUGAUAUUAUCUUCCCUACUCCUUGCUGUAAACGGCUUGGUAGUGGUAGCGUUGUUACCACCACAUUCGAUUUCUCAGUCGAUACCCAAAGGUUACACGGUGUAGUUAUUCAGUGAGUGUUUAAAAUGUCUGCUGCAAGUGACUACAUUAAUUCAGAUGCGAUAGUUAAAGGUCAUCAAGGAUAUCCACCACCUCCUUAUCAGGAAAUUAAAAUCGAGGCCACGCAUACGUCCCCGCUUUUAACGCCGCCGCACACGCCGACGUACUCGACGUCGCCUCCUCCACGUUACCCUUGCGAGCCUUGGUUUCAAGAGCCACAGAGAUACCAAUACCAAAGUCAACCACCACCCGUGCCGUAUCCGUCCUAUAAUGCCGUUUUGGUGAAUCAAUGGUUGCGAAACGCCGCACUUUACCACGCGAGAAGUCAAGUGGAUCUCCGCGCACCGGGCAGAGCCCCAAUGCCUAUGAAGAUGGGCCCUGGAUCGUCACGUCCCAAAAAGCAAUUCAUUUGCAAGUUUUGCAAUCGACAAUUCACAAAGAGUUACAACUUACUUAUUCACGAACGGACCCACACCGACGAGCGCCCGUACUCUUGCGACAUCUGCGGAAAGGCCUUCAGGAGGCAAGACCACCUAAGAGACCACAGGUACAUCCACAGCAAGGAAAAGCCGUUCAAGUGCGGAGAAUGCGGAAAGGGUUUCUGUCAAAGUCGCACGCUGGCAGUUCACAAGAUCCUCCACCUGGAGGAAUCGCCUCACAAGUGUCCCGUCUGCAACCGCUCGUUCAACCAACGCUCAAACCUCAAAACCCACCUUCUGACGCACACAGAGAGACCGUUGGAAUGCUCGAUGUGUUCACAAUUUUUCACUUCGUACGCCGAACUGAGGGCGCACGAAAUCCAACACUCCACCACCAGUAAUCCAUCAGUCGACACAAACUCAUGCCUCGACCUGAGCACCAAGCGAUACUCCUCAGUACAGCGAUUACCAAACACCACCGACAAGGACGGCAGCACGCGAAAACCCCUCGGUUUCAGCAUCGAAGACAUCAUGAAGCGAUAGUUUGCCUCGCACAUAUCUGCAGCCACUGUUAGAAUUUAUAUUUCUGUUAACCAAAGAUUCCAGUAGAUCAGAUUACCUCAGUUAAAGACUGAAUCUCAAUUGCGUUACCAUUUUCGAUCUCCUCUAUUUAAUUUUUUUUUUUGUAAAUAUGUACAAACACAAUGUAAUUAAGUUGUUU
Molecule: messenger RNA, 1597 nt
Organism: Photinus pyralis (common eastern firefly)
Lineage: Eukaryota; Metazoa; Arthropoda; Insecta; Coleoptera; Lampyridae
Product: protein bowel-like
Exons: 3
Coding region: 484-1419 (311 amino acids)
Biological process (GO): embryonic hindgut morphogenesis; regulation of transcription by RNA polymerase II; embryo development
Cellular component (GO): nucleus
Molecular function (GO): RNA polymerase II transcription regulatory region sequence-specific DNA binding; DNA-binding transcription factor activity, RNA polymerase II-specific
Source: RefSeq, a predicted model, not a curated record